Messenger RNA from Strongylus vulgaris, 599 nucleotides. Lineage: Eukaryota; Metazoa; Nematoda; Chromadorea; Rhabditida; Strongylidae. The record is from the annotation of a GenBank genome assembly.
AUGUAUAACUGCUCAUUUCAGAAUCUCCAAUUGUCUCAACACAAAGACAAGAGUCCCAGUUUUUCCACAUUUAUGUUCGCUAAUCCACCAAUGAGGAAUAUAAUCAAGUUCUUCUUCUUUAAUAUAACAAAUCCGGACGAAAUGAUAUAUGGUAGUGCUAAACCUCGAUUAAUCGAAACCAAAGCGUACGCAAUUAUUGAAACGGAGCAAAAAAAAUAUCUGAAGUUCAGUGAGGAUAAUGAUGAACUUUUCUAUCAGAACUAUAAGAGAUUCGUAAUCAAUGAUGAAUUCACAUGCCCUGACUGUUCUUGGAAUGAUAUCGUGACAGUCCCAAAUCCAACAGGCAUUGGUGCUGCGUCAGCUAUUUACGACCCACAGUAUCAAAUGACUCCCGUUGCGCGAAGGAUAUUCGCCUUUGGACUGCUUCUGGUGGGGGAGUAUCCAUUCAUGUGGGUUGCUUUAUCUCACACUGUCAAGGAAAUUUUAUUUGAUGGUUAUAAUGAUGCUCUCCUUGACGUUGGACAUUCCAAGGUAAGCCAGACGAAACUUCUAGGGAAAUCUUUUUCAAACGAUUAUGCCGUGCUUGCACCAGCGUAAAG